AUGAAUGGCCCCGAUCGAUCGAGGGGUCCUCCGGGAGAAAUCCCGCCGCAAAGGGAUCCUCGCCGAGGCGCUGAAAGUCGGAAUGGUGGACACGCUGGCUCCGGGGAUGGUGCAUCGAGGGCGGAGAGAUUCGAGGACGAGAAGCGGAGGAUUGUGCAAAGUAGCUUUGCUAAGAAAGAUAGUGACGGUGCCUUGGUUGAAUCCUACAUCACUCACGUUCGAAUUGUGGAAGAUAGCGCGUAUCCUUCCAGCCCCGCUCCGCCGACUGGACCCCCUGAGAACAAGAAAGCGAGAGUUAUAAUCGUCGCGGUGAGACGGUCCGGAAGAGUGCGCAUGCACAAGGCUAGGGAAAAUAAUGACGGUUCAUUCUCGAUCGGUAAAACAUGGAUGUUGGAUGAUCUGUCGGCGAUUCAAUCAUUCAAUGCAUGGGUGCCUUCCACCCCGCUGGAGGAACAACAAAAGCAGUGGGCGUCGAGUGUAGGCUUUGUGGUGAAUGUUGGGAAACCGUAUUACUGGCACGCGAAAACCUCAAAGGAGAAGGACUUCUUCAUUGCGAGUUUGGUGAAGAUCUACAAAAAGUACACGGGUGGUAAAAUGCCUAAUCUCAUAGGUUUUGACGAGCGUGAGCGACAACUCCUUCUGGGAGCACCACCAUCCGGCGCAAAGGGACCUAUGCCGGGCCCAUCGCACCCUGAAGGACCGCUCCCUCAUCCACGUCCACCAUCGUCUCAGGGAGGAAGUCGGCCUCAAUCACCUCAUUGGGCAGCCCGUGCACGCAGUCGUGAUGCAGCCAAACGAAGACCAGCUGAGGAAGAAUUGCCCAUACGAGCUCAGAGGAGUCGCGAGCAAAUGCGACGGCCAUCAACAGGGCAGUCUGGGAAAAGUGGACCCCCUCCAUUUGCACCUCCUCAACAUCCUCCGCCGGUCACCCCAGUUGACCAAAAUGACCAGCUACCACCUCCGCGUGCAAUUGAGCGGCUUGCGGCUGAAUCUGGGUCGCAGAGAACAUCUCCACUCUCACCUCCAGGAUCCAGGAAUAAGGAUGUCCCUAGCAGCCUGAGAACUGCACAGUCGAGGGAAAAGGUUAGCAAAGAGUCCAAGGAAGGUAGCCUAUCAAGCCUCCACACCGAGCCCCGACCACCAUCCUCCCGCAGUGGCAAAACUAUACCUGAACCGCGCCCCACACCACGUAGUCAAGAUUCGAACUCCAGUAUACCCGAGACGAGACGAGUCAAUGAUGACAUUGUCCCGGGACUUGUUCCGAGUGAACUGCGAGUUAAAGAACCCUCAAAAGGAGGUAUCACAGCAAUUUCCGCUUCUUCGGGGCAAGCGACAGCCCCUGUAGGAGAUCAAUUGAGCAGCUCGGGCCAUAUGCAAGCUGCCGACGUACCACCCGCAUUAUUUCCAGGUUCCUCUGCAAGUAACAGUACUCCUGCCAAGGCUGUUGAGGCACCACAAGCAGUUUCAGAGAAAAAGCCUGAGCCAAGUGAGACUAUUAAGGAGAGCCAGCCAGCUUCCCCACCAACUAGUCCUCCGGAAGAUCCAAAAGGGAAUGAAGAAGAUGCUUUUGACGCCCAUCGACCGGGCCUUGGACCUAUGAUCAAAAAGAAGUCAAAUAAAGAUGUUGCUGGUGCGUUCCGCAAGGCUGCUAACGCGCAUGGCGCAUUCAAGCCUCGGGCCGGAGGUGCUGGGGAGAAGCUUUUGGCUGCUGCAAAAAAGCAAGCCGCUAGGGAAGGACCCGAUGGGAUCACCGGUGUUGUGCCUGCUCCAUCCCUCCUUCGGAAACCAGACGAGGACUCUAAGGCGAUUACAGCCGAGGAACGUGUUGAAGAGACUACUGCUGUAUCUACACAGGAAGCCACAGUACCUACAGUGACUCCACCACUAGAUAUACCAGAUGCACCCGCUGCACCCGCCGCACCCGCUGCCCCGGAACCUCCGAAGGUUCAGAUUACAGAGGCUGUUGCAGAUACCGCCGUAACGCCUAUGCUGGACGUACCCGGCGGGGCAUCGGAUGCGUUAACCUCUAAAAAAGACGCAAGAUCGCGUUCUGUAUCGCCCUCUCCUCGAGAUCGAAGGCGCAGACGUCAUGAAGAUAAUACCGUAAAGUAUUGUCAAGCGCUCGGACUUGACCCGAAAGUCCUUCUGGAUCGCGGAGUGGACUUUGAUGAUAUCUUGACUGAUCUUGGCUGGAAUGGCCGUCUUUCAGAUGAAAAGAGAAUCGAAGAUCUUGAAGCAGAUGUUCGUCGAGAGAUCGGUCGUGUCGAGGCUACAAGCUGGCUUGGUAACCUCGAGCAACAAGAAGGCAAAGUAGAUCAACUUGCCAAGCUAAUCGACAAGACUGUUGAUGAAUGUGAGGAGCUAGACAAUCUCCUAACCUUGUAUUCGCACGAACUCAAUACUCUUCGCGACGACGUAUCAUAUAUUGAGACCCAAUCUCAAGGUUUACAAGUUCAGACCGCCAACCAAAAGCUCCUUCAUAGUGAACUACAAACUCUAUUGAAGACUCUCUCCAUUUCGUCAAAGGACUUACAACCCUUGAAAGAAGCAUCGCUCAGCAAUGCUGAUGGCUUAAGGGACACCGAGAUUGCGCUCUCUGCUUUAUACAAGGCGAUGUUGACGAUCGAUCCCGGAAUUUGGCACAACAAAAAACGAUUCGAUGCUUCUGGGGGCCACGGCACUGUGGGCGUCUAUGCUGAUACUGAGAUCGGGCAGAUGCGUGCCAUCAAGGACAAAAAAGAGGAGUACCGUUUUCACUCGACAUCUUUUCUUCAACGACUCAAGCAAUUUAUGGGUAUCGCUUAUCAAGUAGCGGAGCAGAAACGGGCUGAUGCGGCAGCAAAUUCAAACAAAGAUCCGAUGAAACUUGAUGGCUCAGCCAGAGUUUAUUCUCGUCGGGAGUUAUGGGUAUACAGUGCUUUAACCCUCUUCGCUAGGGAAGUUAGUGGGCCAGAAUGGCAAUCCUUGAUCACCUCGUACGAACAACACGCCAGACAAUCCUAUCAAGCCGAGUUCCGUGAUAACAGCAUGGCAUGGAAAAAGACAGCAAGAAAAAUGACCGGCGACGAACAGGAACUGCUUUUCACCCAUCAAGACAAAGAGAAGGAAGCGGAAGGCAUCACAACAGCGGCGAGGAAGCUAACUGUGAGGCGGGGAAAGACUAUCAGGGCGGCUGCGGGAUUGAGACUAUCCUCCGGCGAAAAACAGCAUGGAAAGCUUGAACCUUUCGAAGUGUUCGCGGGCGCUCUUCAGGAAUCGACGAAGAUGAUUUCAGAGGAGCAAAAUUUUAUCGUGCGUUUCUUCCACUUAACAUCGCUUUCGAGCGCGGAUUUUGCGGAUAUUGUGGCCUCGGGGGCACCGGACGAGCGUCCACUUCCCGACUUCACCAUCAAACAAUCACCCGAUCCGGAUCGGGCAAUGGCAAGGAAGGUUGAGCAGGCCAUGGAUGAGCUUUACACAUUCUGGCCUACUGACAUGCAAAACCUUGUGGACUGGUCCGUCAAAGCGGAUCCUCUACAAGGAAUUGGUAUCCUGUUUGCCCUGGAGAAGUCAAUCUCCGAGUUGGAUGAUACCAACCAAGAUUUCAUUGUCCACUCACUCCAGAAGCUGCACACUCGCCUUCUUGGCCUCUUUAAUCGGUUCGUCGAUGAGCAGAUCCGUGGCAUAGAAGAGACCAAGGUCAAAGUCAACAAGCGAAAGGGUGUUAUUUCGUUUAUGAGAGUCUUCCCCAACUUCUCUGCUGCAGUAGAGAACAUGCUUUCCGAUCCAUCACAAGAGCUCUAUGACGUCCGCAUCAGUAUCGACGAGGCGUAUGACCGCAUCAACCGGGCGAUGUGGGAGUCACUGAAAUUUAUCGCCAAGGAGGCACCCGGCCAGUCCACGGCAGUCGCAGCAGCAGCCAGCUCUGGUGAUCCCGAAGACAAGGAAAUAUUGAAUUAUCAUAUUCUCUUGAUUGAGAACAUGAACCACUACGUUGAGGAGGUUGAUGUUCGAAACUUACCGGUCCUAGAGCGAUGGCGUGAUCGUGCGCAAGAGGACAUGGGUGAACACAUGAAGCUCUACCUGGACUCUGUGGUCCAUCGGCCACUUGGGAAAUUAAUCGACUUUAUUGAGUCGGUAGAGGGUCUGGCAGCAGCGGCCAGUAGCCCAGCAGACAUCGCGAGCCGUCCUAGCCACUCACGCUCCGUAGCGAAGAAGGUGCUGGCAGCCUACGACGGAAAAGAGAUACGGCGGGGAGUUGAAUUGCUAAGGAAACGAGUCGAGAAGCACUUUGGCGACGCAGACGACCCUGGACUCAGUCGGAGCCUGGUAUUAAAAGUGAUUCGAGAGUGUGAGGGUCGUUAUGAGCAGGUGUACGACCGAACACAACACAUCAUCCGCACAGUAUAUGAAGGCUCACUUGAGCUUGAGUGGCGCAAGGAGGAUGCUUUUGCCAUGUUCCGCAAGUGA
Aspergillus puulaauensis is the source of this 4449-nucleotide messenger RNA. RefSeq names its product GTP-Rho binding exocyst subunit SEC3. The transcript is spliced from 4 exons. Gene Ontology annotation, cellular component: exocyst; plasma membrane. Gene Ontology annotation, molecular function: phosphatidylinositol-4,5-bisphosphate binding. Gene Ontology annotation, biological process: exocytosis; Golgi to plasma membrane transport. NCBI's taxonomy places the organism in Eukaryota, Fungi, Ascomycota, Eurotiomycetes, Eurotiales, Aspergillaceae. The coding region runs from base 1 to 4449 and encodes 1482 amino acids. The record is from RefSeq and is a predicted model, not a curated record.